Messenger RNA from Phlebotomus argentipes, 2675 nucleotides. RefSeq names its product zinc finger protein ZFP2 (gene su(Hw)). Gene Ontology annotation, molecular function: RNA polymerase II transcription regulatory region sequence-specific DNA binding; DNA-binding transcription factor activity, RNA polymerase II-specific. Gene Ontology annotation, cellular component: nucleus. The transcript has 6 exons. The record is from RefSeq and is a predicted model, not a curated record. Gene Ontology annotation, biological process: regulation of transcription by RNA polymerase II. Lineage: Eukaryota; Metazoa; Arthropoda; Insecta; Diptera; Psychodidae. The coding region runs from base 102 to 2327 and encodes 741 amino acids.
GAUUGACCGUCACGAGGCGCUGUCAGUCUGUCGGGGAAAGUGGAUCGUGCAUUUAGGGGCGCAAUUUUAUCGUGAAAAACGGCCGAACUUGGAGCAUCGGGAUGAGUGCGAGGGGGCGCAAGAGAGGCCGCAAGGCCGUGAUCAAUGUGCAGAUUAACGAGAAUAAUGAGAUUGAGUGCAUGGAGAUGGAUGAGAAUUCGCAGGACACUCAGGAUUCCCAGUAUCUGGACAUUUCUGAGCCACCCAGUCCAGCUGUGCCGGAUUCCAAGCAUCUCACGAUCAACGUCCAGGAGGAGACAGUUGUGGAACAUGUGUGUGGCAAGUGCGGGAAGGUUUAUCGGUCUCUGGGAGCGCUCAAGAGACACUUGGAGCUCUGCAGAUCCGUUGAGUACUCAGAGUAUAGUCAGGAGGAGAGUAUUCUGCCUGAGGACCAGCAGGAUAUCGAAGUGGUGUCGGUGAAGAACGAGGAAGAAGCUGAAACCAGCGUGAAGUAUGAAAUUGAAGAGGGCUUCAAGAAGCCACUGCCGAAGAAGAAGCCUGCAAAGAAAUCGCCGAAGAAGGACAGCAAGAAGUCACCGAAGAAACUCUGCUACUGCUGUGACGAAGAUCUGGCCUCAGCUCACAUGGGCCACAUCAAGUGCAAGCAGUGCCCGAAAUCCUUCAAGAGUCACAAGAAUCUAUCCAAGCACAUCUCAAUGCUUCACUCGCCCAUCACGUACUUUCCUUGCACCCUGUGCAAGGCCACGUGUCCCAGCCAGGAGAUUCUGGAUCUACACGUUGACGCGCAUAAGACGGGAAAGCCGUACUCCUGCCAGAAGUGUGGCAAGGAUUUCACGAGGAAAUACCAUCUGGAGCGCCACUUGACGCACACCGGAUGCGAUCGCGAGCGCCCCAAAGUUGAGCUGCCCUGCGAGGUGUGCGGCAAGGUGUUCUCGCGCAUUGACAAUCUCCGUGAGCACUUGCGAGGCCACAUGGGUCAGACGCUGAGGAAGAAGGACUAUCAGUGUCCGCACUGCGAGAAGGCGUUCUACGGUCUCUCGCUGCUCAACAUUCACAUUCGCACGCACACGGGAGAGCGUCCCUUCUCCUGUGACCUCUGCCCCAAGGCAUUUCCCUCGAAUGGGGCGCUCAGGAAGCACAGGAGGAUGCAUACCGGCGAAAAGCCGUACGAGUGCAAGACUUGCUCGGCGCGCUUCUCGGCAAAAGAGACGCUCAAUCGUCAUGUGAAGAUUCACACGGGUGAUCGACCUCAUAAGUGCAAUAUUUGCGGAAACAGCUUCAUCCAAGCCACACAAUUGCGUGCUCACAUGUUCCAUCACACGGGCGAGCAUGGCUUUGAGUGUAAAUACUGCAAGAAGUCCUUCAACAGGAAGGCACGACUUGUGUCGCACAUCAAGUACACGCACGAGGGUGAGAAGCCACUCGAGUGUGCCGAAUGUGGCAGGACUUAUUUGAGGAAGGAGGAGCUCAUUCGUCACAUGGAGAUGCACAAUGGGAUUAAGAACUAUAUUUGCGAGACAUGCAACAAGAAGUUCUCCACGAGGACAGCUCUCAAUUCACACUUGCACAUUCAUCAGCCGGUCGAUCCGUCUGCCUGCAGUGAGUGCGGAAAGGUGUUCAUCCGCGUGGAUUGUCUGUUGCGCCACAUGAAGUCGAAGCACAGGAGUGCCGUUGAGGAGAUUCUCAUAAAUGCGGAGAAGAAGAAGAUCAACGAUCGCAUUCGCGAACUUGGAGUGGUGAUUGAGAAUGCGCCGAUUGUCUUUGCCGAUGAUGAUGGUGUCUUCGAAGGGACGACGUACAUUAUCGAGGAGUUUGAUGGAGAGCCACAGAAUAUUGAGUUCACGGAAGUGAUUCCGUACAAUGAGGAGGAUGAUAUGAUUGUGGAGGACAGUGAGAAGGUGGCAAAAGUCAAGGAGGAGCCGAAGGAGAAGAAGAAAGCCACACCACAGAAGAAGCAGAGGGUGAAGAAGGUGCCUGUCGUGGAGGAGAGUGUCAAGGAGGAGCAGGACGAGAGUAUCUUCAUGAGUGAUGAAGAAUUGAAGGAGAGCAUCACGAGAUUGCUCAACACUCUCAUCGAUGAUGACACUCUGACGGGUCUGGGAUGGCCUGAAGAGCCGGUGGAGAAUGUUCUCAGCGCGCUGAUCAAGCAAUGCGGACACACGCCGUCAGACUACACGGAUUGCGUGGAUUACACGUCAAAGAUGAGGGAGAAUGCCAAGAUUCUCUUCACUGUUGUGAUUGAGAAUGAUGUCAUCAAGUCAAUGCUGAACAAUCACACGGUAGAUGAGGUUAUAAAGAAAGUGCUGAAGAUGGCCAAGAGCUCGUAGAUUCAGCAAAAUCAAGCAUAUUUCAGUAUGAUAUUUAAGGGCUUCGCUGUGGUGAGUCUGUAUUUGGAAAAAAAUGUCUUUUUAUAUUUUUAAACUAACUUUUAAAAUAAUCUUUCAAGUCAGAUUUAUGUAAAAGUUAUGAGAAGUUUCAGGAAAGUUUAUUCUUUUAUUGAUUUUAUUAUAUGAAAUAUUGGAUUUGAUUUUUUUCCUUUUGAACGCGAUGCAGGAACUUUUAAGAAUCAAGAGUAGUUUUUAGAAAAAAAUAUUAUAGUUUGAUCUUUGGAUUUGCUAUCAAUUUUAUGAUGUAUUGACGAGAAAAGGAGUUUUAUGUAAGCAAUAAAUAUUUUU